This is a messenger RNA of Ooceraea biroi (clonal raider ant), 1885 nucleotides long. RefSeq lists its product as uncharacterized. Gene Ontology annotation, biological process: spliceosomal snRNP assembly. Gene Ontology annotation, molecular function: U2 snRNA binding; U1 snRNA binding. Lineage: Eukaryota; Metazoa; Arthropoda; Insecta; Hymenoptera; Formicidae. The record is from RefSeq and is a predicted model, not a curated record. Gene Ontology annotation, cellular component: Cajal body.
GGCUUUCGAAUUCGCCGGCUGAAACGCGCGUGUCGCGAGGAGUCAGAUGACGAUCGCGUCGUUAUUACUCCCAGUUGUGGUGCACGUGUCAGACGACGUUCGCAGGAAUCAAGAUAUAUCUUUGUUGCGAUGAACGCGGAGGGAGUCGUGAAGCAUCCGUACUUUCGACUGAAGGUCGAUCUAUCCAGGUUCUUCCAUGACGCGCGUCAAUAUUGCUGGAUUUUCGUGGAUGGCGCGAAGGUGCAGCGGAUCGCUCACAUCGAGCAGCACAUCGCCAAGCUCUUCGGCAUCCAGGGACUGUUUCACCUGUUGUUGAACGACAUCGAUUACCUGCCGCCCACGGAGGACGCGCGUAUACUCGAGAAGAACGAGACGAUUCUGGUAGUACCUGGAUCAGGCAUAGAUGUUGAUAGCACGACUGAGAGCCUGUCGGAUGUCAAUGUGCACAGUGGCUCAGCCAAGGCAAAAGUAUGCAACGGUUCUAUGCGCGACAGGAGGGACGUCCAGUCGACAAACGUGACUAAAGCACUGGAUGCACUAGAUGUGUCCAACAAUACUUCAUGCGAAAUGCCAGCGAUCUCGACAAAUAACACCACAACAGACAUGAUGUUCUACAGCGUGAUCGAUGACACGGAGGCAGACACCGAUUCAAAAGCUACGGAUUUAAUGGAAGAUUGCAACAACACGAAAGACUCGGUUGCGUCUGGCACGAAGAGGAAACGAGUGCGAAAACGAAGACAAAAGAAUCGGUCUCAGGAACACAGUCUCUUCGUGUUACCCGCGGUAACGAGUAAAGAAAAUAAACCAAAGAAACCAAAAGUGAUCGAAACAUGUAUCAUUCCCCCUGCGAAGCACAUAAGAUUCGAUGAUGUAGGAAACGAGAACAGUAUCGCAAAGAAAAUAGUGCAGGAGGUGUCUAAAAAUGACUCCCACGUGAGCAGAGACUCGUUACCCAGUGAUCUUUCUGCACUUUUGGCCCUGGGAAAGAGCUCGACACCGAUGUUUGCAAAGAAGAAGAUAAAGAAGGAAAUUAACGUAGACAGCGUGCUGAGUAACAAAACGAGAAACAACAACACGUCUAAGACUGAGGUGGACGAUGCCAGUAUAGAGAAGAAUGCGAGUGAUAUGAAGGACGAGAAGAAAGGAUAUUAUAAAAAUAUCGAACUCGAAAAGCUCCCGAAAAUGGCUAGGAAACCACAGAUCAAAGACAUUAUUGCCUUCAAAACUUUGAAGAUCGCCGCGGAUUACACGCCUCAGCUGUCUGACUUUAUCGUAAGCGAGGUGAUAGAUUUUUGCGUCGAGUCUGAGAAUUACACUCUCAGAGUACUCGAGGGUAAGGAGGAAAUCCAGGUGCCGCUUGGAAAGUUCUCCCUUUCGGAAGACGAGUCUAUAUGUCCCGCAGAGACGUUUCUACUGAAUCACGUGCAGAUGAAAGAACUCCGUCUAAUUUUAUAGUCUGUUUAAGCGGUUAUGCUCGCGUUUUAAUUUUACCUUCCUUAAAACACGAUUGAGAAUAUAUUUUUUACGUUUAAUGUGUUAAUUUAUAACUUUCUGUUUCGAUUAUCUAUGUUUAAUUUUCACCGUACAGUUGUUUGUCGCAUGUUUCCAGAUAUUUAAUAUCUUUUUAUACUUGUAUUAAUUAAUACGCAAUUGAUAUUUUGUUUUAUAUUUAAUAUUUAAUUACAAAGCAGUUAAACUGUAUGUCUGUGUUAAAAAUAAGAUUAAAGAAGGAGGAUUAAUAGCGUACACUUAUAUCUUACGACGAGCUUAAUACAAUAUGUCUGUGACAAUUCUGCUUUUCACAGCUAUAUGUUUUGUAACAUGGAAUAUAUUUUAAUGUGAUAUGAUAAUUAUAAGACUGUUACGCAAUUUUCUUGUAACUUAA